This is a messenger RNA of Kwoniella shivajii, 4431 nucleotides long. RefSeq lists its product as uncharacterized. Bases 1 to 4431 code for a protein of 1476 amino acids. Lineage: Eukaryota; Fungi; Basidiomycota; Tremellomycetes; Tremellales; Cryptococcaceae. Gene Ontology annotation, cellular component: intracellular anatomical structure. The transcript is spliced from 16 exons. Gene Ontology annotation, molecular function: helicase activity; ATP binding; RNA binding. The record is from RefSeq and is a predicted model, not a curated record.
AUGGGGAAGAAAAAGAUGUCAUUGAAACCCGUUCAAAGGGGUUUUGCAACUACCUCUGUUGUGUCUAAGAAGCCUGAUGUUCCUUCGGUAUCUCCCAGUGAGACUGAUCAAGAAGCUGCUUCGAUUACGGGAAUAGAGAAGGACAAAGAAGGAGAUAAACAGAACGCCAAAUUAGAAGCAAGCGCCUCAAGUCCCAUCAACGAUGUAGCGGAUUGGGAGGAUGAAGGGUCGAUCGAAAGGGCUUCUCUACAAUCGUUGGUUGAUAGACUACAUGACAAAGGAGAAAAAGAGGUCGCUCGUAUAAUAAAGGCAAUUGAGUACGAUCGAAGGUUGGCGACCUCAUUUCCGAGACUAGAGCUGGCCGAGGAUGUACGAGAGGAGGUAAUAAAUCGAGUUUUGGAAGAGGAGAAAUUGAUGUCAGAUGGUUCGUCCCAAGCGUCACCGAGAACUAUAAUUGCUUCAGCGCCUGGUACAGAAACCGACAAAAGCCUUCUAAGAUUCUAUAUCAUCUACCAUGUUUUGAGAAAGCUGGGCUUUGGAGAAGACAGGAUAGAGCAAUGUUUGUUGGAAGGAUUGGGUGAAGAGGGUACAUGGGAAGCUGCUUUGGAAUGGAUGUGGACCCAUUUAAGUGAAGAUGAAUGUUUACAACGAGGUGAACAUGCUCGGAAAGAAGAACCAAGCUUGGUCGAAUCCGAAGAGCCAUUGCUGGAAUCCAUCAAGCCUGAAUCCCCUCCUGUAUUAUCAGAGUCUUCUCCGUCUUCCCGCCGACUACAACAUGCAGAUACACCGGAAUCCUCUUCAACGGUCCAAACAUCGCUCUUCCAAUCUCUGGAUGCAGCUCCACCUUCAGAUUCGGAUUCAGAUGAUGAUUUCGAUACAAACAAAAUCAACGAUACCUGGGCAAAGCUCUCAUUGGACCUUGACACCAUGAAGCUGUCAGCGGGAGGUGCUAAAGGGAAGGGAAAGAAAGGAAAGGGCAGCGGCGUUGUGCUGGAAACACCUGGAAUGAGGAGGCUAAAGGAGAAAAUUGGCAAGGUAGAGAAAGAAUACCUGUUUAGCAGGAAAGACGCGGACGUCAUUUUCAAGUCUCUCAAAUCAAACAGAGACUCCGCGGCUCUAGCAGCCAAGUUGAAAGGUGCACCCCUAAAGUCCAACACCACAGAUACCGAUCAAACCGAUGAGAAUGAGGCAUUCCAUACUCAACCUACCGAAUCUUCGUCCAGAGAUAUCUUCAGUGUCGCAGACGAAGAUGAGGAUGGUGACUUAUCUGGUGGCAUGCUUGAUGAGCCAGUCGAAUCCGACAUGGUCGCAGAUCCGUCUUUAUCCAAUACAACGGUGACUGUUCGGUCCAUGGCUAUUCCUCAAUCGUCUUUUGCUGGUAAUAUACCAAAGAACAUCUUGAAAACAACCUUGAAUAAACAGUCAAAGAACGCUAUACUCACAUAUGCUCGUUUAUCAGGUUCAAGUCGCGCUGCUCGAGCUGGCCUAGAGCUUCGAUGGUCAACUGGAAGGAGGAAAGUUUGGCGAAUGGAGGAGAUUGCAGGCAACACCAUGGCUGAAGCGGAAAAUUACGUCUCUACUCUUGCGUUAAGCGAUUUAUCCGCAGAUGGAACGUUGAUCGGAAUAAACUGGAGAACAAUGCCAUCUGAUUACAGGGAAUUAUGGGAGGAGCUGGAUGUGAAACGGAAAGAGAAAGACGAUGUGGAAAAGAGAGAAGUAUGGGCGAAAAUCAAAAGAUUCUACGAGAUGAAAUGCGUGGGUGCUCCACUGGAAGAUAAAACCGAGGCAUCGAAGAGUAGCACGACAACUGGCACCACCACACCAAAUGUCAGACCUGAUCAAUCCUCGGCUGACCGAUUCUCGCAAAAGUUGCAAGACGAUUUUGAGAAACGACGGCAAUCAUUGCUUUAUCAAAACAUGCUACGACAGCGAAACACACUGCCGAUAGCUUCUUUCCGGGAACAGAUAGUCUCAUCCCUUGAGGAUUCCCAAAUCAUAGUUCUCAGUGGAGAGACUGGCUGUGGUAAAUCGACUCAGCUUCCCUCUUUCAUCCUCGAAGAUCAACUAUCAAAGGGCAAACCAUGCAAAAUAUUCGUUACGGAACCCAGACGAAUCAGUGCUAUCUCUCUUGCUCAACGUGUUUCACAGGAGCUCGGUGAUGCUGUUGGUGCCGUCGGAUCAAUUUCCUCUCUGGUCGGAUACUCCAUUCGGUUGGAGGCAAAAGUCUCAGCUUCAACUCGAUUAGCAUUCGUAACGAAUGGUAUCGCUCUACGGAUGCUUGAAAGCGGAUCUUCAGAAGGGUCAAAGGGAACAGCGUUUGACGAAGUGACUCACAUCAUUGUGGACGAAGUGCACGAGCGCUCUAUCGAAUCGGAUUUCCUUCUCAUCGUGCUCAAAAACCUCAUCCAGCAGCGGAAGGAUCUGAAAGUGGUCCUCAUGUCAGCUACAGUCGACGCUGAGAAGAUCUCCAGCUUCUUUGGUGGCUGUCCUUUCCUUUCGGUUCCAGGUCGAACAUUCCCUGUACAAGUGAACUACCUCGAGGACGCGGUUCAAAUCGCCGAUUGGAGAAUUGAUGAGAAUUCACCGUACGCCCUGAGAGGCAGAAACUUCAAACCUGCAGGCCAAAUGGUAGAAUGGAACGAAAAAGGGGCCAAGUCAGAUUCCGAUCCUUCUGAUGAGGAGGCGGACCCCGAUCGUUCAUCUAAUCCAGCAAAACUGUCUUCUACGAGAUAUUCAUCCUCUACGGUCUCAACUUUGAACCUCCUAGACUCAAGGCAAAUACCGUACGACCUGAUUGUGCAACUUCUGGAAAAGAUCUGUUAUGAGGAUACGUCACUCAUACCCUUUUCUCAGGCAACUUUGGUUUUUAUGCCUGGUCUAGCAGAGAUCCGAAAACUUAAUGAUAUGCUGCAAUCGCAUCGUACUUUUGGCAGUAGAGACUUUGUAGUGUAUCCUUUACAUUCAACGAUAUCAUCGGAAGGACAAAGCGCAGUCUUUGACAUUCCCCAAAAAGGUGUAAGGAAGAUUGUGAUCUCUACAAACAUAGCGGAGACUGGUGUCACUAUCCCGGACAUUACAUGUGUAAUCGACAGCGGCAAACAUCGAGAAAUGAGGUAUGACGAGAAACGACAGCUGUCAAGAUUGGUCGAGACGUACAUCGCUCGAAGUAAUGCCAAGCAAAGACGCGGUCGAGCUGGACGAGUGCAGGAAGGAUUGGCUUUCCACUUGUUCACUAAGGCUAGGCAUGAUACUCAACUUGCGGAACACCCCAUCCCUGAGAUGCUUAGGUUGUCUCUGCAAGAUCUCGCUUUGCGGAUCAAAAUUCUGAAAGUCCCCCUUGGUAGAACGAUUGAGUCCGUCCUUCUACAAGCACUUGACCCUCCAUCUUCAGUCAACAUUCAACGUGCUAUCGCUUCUCUGGUAGAAGUGAAAGCUUUAACGACACACGAAGAUAUCACACCUAUGGGACGUUUGUUAUCGAAAUUACCCAUGGACGUUCACUUGGGCAAAUUCCUCCUCGUUGCGGCAAUGAUGAAGUGUCUCGAUCCAGCAUUGACAAUAGCGGCUACCCUCAACUCGAAGAGUCCAUUUGUCACUCCAUUCGGAUUCGAAAGUAUGGCCGAAGCAGCAAAAAGGAGUUUUGCCGUUGGAAACAGCGAUUUCUUGACGAUCGCGAAUGUCUUCGACAGUUUCAGGCGAGCUUCUGAAAAUCCCGGAUUCGUAAGGGUCUUCUGCAAGAAAAACUUUGUUUCUUUACAAAACCUUCAACAAAUAGAAGAGCUUCGACAACAGCUACUGGCAUACCUUGUUGAUUCAUCCUUUGUGGACGCCACGCCCGAACAAAGACGGGAAGUAAGCCAAGCAAGGUUUUCACGUGGUGUUAAAACCCGAUUUGUCAGCGUUCCCCCAGAGUUUAACGUGAACGCAAACGAUGUCAACAUCCUCGGUGGGGCUCUUGCAGCAGGUUUGUAUCCCAAGCUGCUAUCGCUUGAUUUGUCGUCCGGCGGUAGUCUCAAGACUAUCGUCAACCAGCAGCCUGUAGCCAUUCAUCCAGGGUCAGUGAACUUCAAAGCGCCAAAGACCGACUUUGGCACCAACUAUCUCGUGUACUUCACGAUCAUGCAAUCGAAGCGAUUGUAUGCAUGGGAGACUAGUCCCGUAGAUGAUAAAGCUUUAGCACUUUUGUGUGGUGAUGUUGCAGAUUUCCGAGUAUCCGCAUCAUCCCUUCAUCUUGACCGAAAAAUUCGGUUCAACAUCUCACCAAAAUCAGCCAUUGCAAUCAAACUUCUUCGAGAACAAUUUGCUGCUGCCAUGUCAACGAGAUUGAGGGGCAAAAAGUUGUCUGAAAAUCAAGAAAAGUGGUUUGACCUGGGCUUGAAAUGUCUAAAAGUGCAAGUCAACGAGGACGAGGCUAGAGUAGGAGUGGUAUAG